AUGAAAAUUGUAAAGGCUUCAAUUUUAAAUAGUAUGGGAUUAAAUGAUCAAGGAUUUGAAUUACAUAAUAAAGCUAUACAAGAAAUUGGACCUAAAGUAACAUGGAAGAAUGGAUUAGAAGCAUCUUUAGCAUUUCAUGAAUUGGGUGAAUAUUAUUUAAAUAGAGGUGAAACUGGAAAGGCUGUUCAAAAUUUUGAAAAAUCACUUUCAAUUAGUGAAGGUUUUUAUGGAUGGAUGUCACCACAAACAACUAAAACUGCAUUAUUAUUAAGUAGAUUAUAUUUAGAAACUAAUAAGGUUGAUUUUUCUGUUAUUUUAGGUGAAAAAGCUUUAAUUGGUAUUGAAUUAUUUUUAGAUUUAUAUGAAGCACAAUUAAUUACAAUUUCAGGUUCAUAUUUAGCAAGAGCAUAUGAAAGAAAAGGUUUUUAUCCAUUUCAACAAUCAACCAUUUCAAGAGUUUAUAAUAUUUUAAGAAGAAAAAAGAAUGAAACAGAUACACAAACAUAUAUGGAAUGUGUUUUUAAAUUAGAAAAUAUGAUGGGUUCAUGUAGAUUCUUUCAAGGUCAUUUAAAAUUAGCUGAUCAAACAUUUACUAAAUUAGAUCAAUUAGCUGAAUCUGUAAUGCCUGAAUGGAUUAAAAAAGAUUCAGAAGAAGCUCAAUUUGAAUUAGCCUAUAUGAAAUAUUUUACAGGUAUUUCUAAAAUUGGAUUACAGGAAAAUUCACAAGGUAUUUCUGAACUUGAACAGAAAAAUAUUUUUAAAUUUACAAAGACAAGAUUGGGCAUUACACUGUGA
Molecule: messenger RNA, 795 nt
Organism: Naegleria gruberi
Lineage: Eukaryota; Heterolobosea; Eutetramitea; Acrasida; Naegleriidae
Exons: 1
Coding region: 1-795 (264 amino acids)
Molecular function (GO): protein binding
Source: RefSeq, a predicted model, not a curated record